UCGCUUGCCAUCAGUCGCCCCUAAGUCUCAGGUUUGCACACAGCAUCCCGACACUUUAUCGCCUGAAAUUCCUCACAAUUAAAUAACUAAACUCGUUUAAAUAACGUAGACGUUACUAUGUUAUUUUGUAAAUAAAAAAUAUAAGAUCACAGAAAGGUCGUUUCCAAAAAUGGUGGUUUUUAGUUAUUACGCCACGCGUUAUGCCGGUUUGUUGUUGUUAAACGCAGUGUUACUGUUAGCACAGCCUCUUACAGUUGAGAAAAUAGCAGUUGGAGCAAUAUUCGACCAGAACACUGAGGAAAUUCAAAAUGUCUUCAAGUACGCGAUGACCGUACACAAUCAGAACAUCAGCAGCCGCCGAUUGGAAUUGCAGGCAUACGUCGAUGUAAUCAACACUGCUGACGCCUUCAAGCUCUCUCGACUAAUAUGCAACCAGUUCGCGCGGGGCGUGUUCGCAAUGCUCGGUGCGGUGACUCCGGAAUCCUUCGACACUCUGCACUCUUACACGAACACGUUUCAAAUGCCUUUUGUCACUCCGUGGUUCCCCGAAAAGGUCAUUCCCCCGUCAUCAGGGCUAAUCGACCACGCUGUGAGCAUGCGACCGGAUUACCAUAAAGCUAUCGUGGACACAAUACUGUACUAUGGAUGGAAAGAAAUCAUUUAUAUGUAUGAUUCGCAUGAUGGAUUACUGAGACUUCAGCAACUAUACCAGACUAUGCAGCCGGGCCGAACCGCGUUCCGCAUCGCACUCGUGAAGAGAAUUAAUAACGCUUCUGACGCCAUGGAAUUCUUGUUGGCUUUGGAACAAUAUGACCGUUGGGGAAACAAGCGAAUAGUACUAGAUUGCAAUGCGAAAAACGCCAAAAGCAUAUUGGUCGAACAUGUACGUAAAGUGCAAUUGGGACGCAGGACUUAUCACUACAUGCUCAGCGGGCUAGUUAUGGACGAUCAUUGGGAGAACGAAGUAACAGAAUACGGCGCAGUCAAUAUAACUGGCUUUCGCAUCGUCGACCACUCGCGCAAGAUUGUGCGCGAUUUCAUGGACGGUUUGAGGCGAAUGGAUCCUCGGUUCAAGGGGACCAUAUCGGCGGAGACAGCCCUCAUGUAUGAUGGUGUCCAAGUGGUAAUGGAUGCUUUGGGGAGGCUGUGGAGGAAGAAACCAGAGGCCUUCAGGAGACGCGCUGCGGGACUAGCGAACUCAACCAAAGUCAUCGAUUGCAACCCUGGAAAAAGUUGGGUAGUACCAUUUGAACAAGGUGACAAAAUUUCCAGAUUGAUCAAAAAGACGGACAUUGAAGGUCUUACAGGAAACAUAUCAUUCAACGAGGCGGGUCAUCGACACAAUUUUACGCUACAUGUAGUCGAGAUGACCGUACAAAGUGCAAUGUUGAAGGUUGCUACAUGGAGCGAUGGUCAUGGUCUGCAAGUGGCAGCUCCAAAAUACGUACAGCUUCGUUCGCCAGCUAGCUAUGACACCAACAAAACAUACUCAGUGGUGUCUAUUCUCGAGGACCCAUAUCUCAUACAAAAAUCAACAGAGUACGGACAGAAAGAAGAAUACAUUGGAUUCUGUAAAGACCUCAUGGAUUUAAUUGUGGCCAAAAUAGGAAUUAAAUACAAGAUAAAGCUGUUGAAAGACGGCAAAUACGUUAACGAGCCUGUACCAGACGUCUACACUGGCGUAAUUGGCGAGAUUAUGAGAAAGGACGCAGACAUAGCGAUCGCUCCUUUAGCCGUAACACCUGAACGUGAGCGAUUAGUGGACUUCAGCGAACCGUUUCUCUCAAUAGACACACCGAUCCCUUACACAAGGUCGCCAAAGCAGUUAUCGGACACAUUCAGUUUCCUUCGACCAUUAUCAAAAGAAAUAUGGCUCUGUGUACUAUUCAGUUUCUUUGCUGUCAGCAUAGUACUGUUCUUAGUGUCAAGAUUCUCUCCUCACGAAUGGAAAUCUGUCUCGAUAUCAGAUACGCAACUGGACCAUGCCAUGAGUAGCACAAGUGAGAUUAUUUUGCACAACGAAUUCAGUAUUUGGAAUUCGUUCUGGUUUUCGCUCGGAUCCUUUAUGCAGCAAGGCAGUGACGUGGUGCCGAGGUCUUUGUCAGGAAGAAUCGUUGGAACAGUGUGGUGGUUCUUUGCCCUCAUCCUAGUUUGCUCGUAUACGGCAAACUUAGCGGCGUAUCUGAUUGUGGAACGUAUUACGGAACCAGCGCAUUCAACCAUCAACUAUGCACCAAACGUAGCUCAUACCGAAGUCAGUAAUUUGAAUUUACGAAGCAAUUUCGUGAGGGAUCCAGUUUUGAACGAAGAUACUAUACCAGCUUAUUCCGAUGAUGGAGAAACGUGUGGUCCAUCGCGUGUUUGUCGAUAUAAGCACGUUAAUUUCGCAAUUGCCACGGCAAAGGGAUCGCCUCUCAGGGAGGCUAUUAACUUGGCAAUCGUCAAUUUGAAAAAAGAUGACGUUAUAACUAAACUGUGGCGCAAAUGGGCCAACUAUAACAAGAAGCCGGAUUGCGACGUAAUCAAAGAUGAGGAGGCAUCUAUAACGGAAAUGACGCUGAGCCAAGUUGCGGGGAUAUUCUACGUGCUUGUGGGGGGAUUGGCGUUGGCGCUGGGAGUCGCGUUGGUAGAGUUUUGCCAGCACGGUCGCGCUGAGGCUGCACGAGCCAACGUUCCAUUACGGGCCGCUCUACGGGCCAAAGCUCGUCUCGCUUCCCGCACGGAACGCAAGACCCCGCCACUACGCACGCAAAGCGAUCACGACCGCCUCGGGUGGAAUGGAGCCGCAUUUGCCGGGUACAAUGACUUUCUACUAGGAAGGGAAAUGUUGGGAAAUAUCCAUCGCAAGAUCUAUUAAACAAUAUCAUCAACUACUUCACUUCUGGCACCCAGAUUUCCCAGGAGGAUGCUGUCCAUGCCAGCUUCACACACGUCUGAUCCGCGGAGAAGACCGGCGCCAACGUGCGUCAGUCUUCUACAACGAAAAUACCUAAUAAUGGUGUAGACCUUUAUCAACUUUAACAUAAUUUUUCAAUUGCUAACAACUUUUCAGCGUAACAUUAACAUCAUUACACUUUUUUUUUCGAUUGACAGUGACACGUGCGAGUUAAACUUUUAGUAGUGAACGUAAUAUGUUUUUAAGGUAUUUCUCACUCUGCUUACAAAAAUAUAUGAUUGUCGCACUCCUUCCACCAUAAACUUUAAAUGCGUCCCAUUUCACAUUCCUUCAUCAGCAUUUUAUGAAAUAGGAGUACCUAUAAUAAUUUGUGACUCGGGGUUUUUUAAGAAAUGGUAAAAAACGAAAGAAGUUUAUGCAUAAAAUUUGUCUGAAAUUAAGUAUAUGUUUUUAAAUAAUUUCUGUCGAACUAUAUGUCUGGCAAGUAAUAUAAUAAUGUACAACAGUACUUGUGAAUGCCUCGCUUUUUCAAAAAGAAAAUGCCAGUCUAUAAGUAAUUAAGAUUUCCUACAAAUAAUAAAAGCUACGUGCUCCACCGUAGGCCACAUCAUCACUUACCAUCUGGUGAGAUAGCGGCCAAACGUCGACCCAUUAAAUGUAAAAAAAAGCAUAUUAAAACACAGGAAUUGAAAAAAUGUCUAGUAGCCCUCGUAUAUAUGCAUAAUAAAUAAAUAAAUGACUUUAUCACAGUCAUUGGUGUAGCGGUUGGAUUAUCAAGAACGUAAUUUACGAUAGCAAAUGCAGUAUCCCUUAGUACGAGAUUGCUUUACGAUUAUAAAGCAAUUGAAACGAAAGGCGUUCGGCGCUCUGAUUGGUUGGUUUAUUCGAGCCGGCCAAUCAGAGCGCGGAACGAGCUCUCGUUUCGAUACUGUACACUCGAUUAAGAAGGGCUAGUCGUAUAUGCAUGCUUCUUUAAACAUUAAAGUACAAAUUGUGUUGCAUUUGUGUUAACAAAGAUUAGUUUUAAGAAGUAGUGUUGUUAUAUUAUAAAAGAUAACGUAAGAAUAUAUAGAAUAAAUCAAGUAAACAUAAUGCCAAUACAAGUGAAAAAAUAUAAGUAAAAGAAAUAGAAAACAAAAGUCUAGAGAAGUGCAAGUUCAUUGCAGUUCAUUGUUACGGUUAUUCUAAAAAAAAAGUCUUAUGCCUGAAGUAUUUAUAUUUAGGAAAUACACACAAGUCAUAUAAUAUGUAUAAUAUAUUUUAUAUUUGUUAAAAACAACAUAAUAUCAAUAUACAUAUAUUUAUACAAUUAUAGUUACAUUAUAAAAUAGUAUCAAUCAUUUAAAAGUUGUUUAUUAGACAAAUGAUAAAAUUGUUAUCGUUAUUUUUAUAUAAUAUUGCAUAUUGGAAAACAUAGGCAUGUUGUAGUUUGAAGCUAGAUUAAUUGAUAAAGCAAUAGAGAUGUAGACUGUGUCAUGCAUAAAUAUUUGUUAAUAAAUUAAAAGAAGAAUUUCAAAAAUAUCCUGAAAAUAUUAAAAUAUUAGGGAGAAAGACUAGUGUCAUUUCUACCUUCAUAGAUCCGCCCUGGUGGCCACCCUCAGCACCUGUAAGGGCCACCGUGUCUUCUAAUAGUCCGGUUCCAGUGCCCCUGCGGUACAACACCUGGUACGGUACAUACCUAGGAUUUUUAUAAAAGUCCAAGUCGUGGUCUGAAACGAGUCGCACAUAGCAAUGAAGUACAAUGCACGUCUUUCCUGUGACUUGAUAACUUAGCCUGUUUUUAAAUAACAAGUAAUUUGUUAUAAUACCGUCUACAUCUCUAUUACACAUUUACGGAACGUUGUAACUUAAAAAUUGUUACUAUAUAAGCUAAUAUAUACAAAUAGUUUGAAGUUCAAAUUCAGUUUCAAACGACAAUUUUAAUUACAUGUUAAGAAAGCCUACAACGCGCGAUAAAAUUACUGUGAGAUCAGAACAAGAAAGCAAGGAAUUGUUAAAUAUAUUACAAGUAUUAUAGAAAGUGUAGCAAUAGCUUAACGUGUUAAAUUUUAAAAGAAACAACAUAUUUAUCGAAUCCUAGUAAUAUUAUGUUAAUACACUGUUGCUCAGCGAAGAGGUUUAUUUUCUUCUUCAACUGGAGGAUCCAACUCUAUCAGAAUGGGUAAAGUGUGAACCCACAACCGAUGUGGCUCAUGGGAGCACGUACUCGUGCCUCAACUGAUAAUUGCUAUACUAUUAUAUUCUAUGGGAUACAACGGCUUAUGGGUGUACAAAACGUGCAAAUGGAUCCCCUGUUAGGAAAUAUCGGCGCCGCCUAUGGAAAUCUGCAACACCAGAGAAGUAACGAAUUGCGUUGACGGUGGUAAACUGACCCACGCAGCGAGACACAAAGCAAGCGCUUGUUACUUGAGGCUUAAGACAAAACAAUGACAGUAAAAAUAAUGACGUAACAUGCGUGAGUUAAUUUACAAUACGAAUUCGCAAUUUGACUUCUAACCUAGUAAGUUACAAAGUUACUCGAUACUUUAUCACAUGUAAUAAUAAAAAAUUAAAAGCUCGUUGAAUUUUAUAGAAGAAAUAGAUAAAAUACUUCAAUUAAAUAUCUACACUAAAAAAGUAAAAGAACGUUAGGUAUGAUAGAAAAGCUAGAAUUAGAAGUUAGAUAUAGUUAUUAUAAGAAAAAAUUCACCUCACGCAAAUUAUAAGCAAUACAUAUAGUUACUUACAUAAUUUUAUAUUAUACACAAAAAUAUUAUGUAGUGAUAUUGACGCAAACAGGAACAAACGUCGUUGUAGAUUUUGAUAUACAUCAAAAAUAUAUAAAGCAGUUAAACAGAAGAGAUCAAUAUACAGUGAAACUUGGUUAAGUGGGACCUGGAUAAGUGAGAAACCUCCACAACUGGAACUCAUACUGAGGUCCCAACAUAUUGGCACUGAAUUACCUCUAUUAGUGGGAAAAAUAAUCCUCUUUGUCCUGGAUUCGUUCUUUCGAUUUAUCAUUUUAGGUUCGGUCUAUGAUAUAUAUAUUGAGAUGAAUAAAAGUUCAAUUCCGAAUAAAAUAUUAUAUUGUUCACUAAGGAUACAGAUAAUUAUUACAUAAAGGUCUAACCCGGUACACCGUUACGCGGAGACUGAAUCAGAGUUUUAUAUUUAAUAAAGGCAUAGGAACAUGAAUAUGACGCCCCACACACACAGCCAUGCACAAUGUUUACAUAAGUGUAUAUGUGAGUGUCCCUACAAUCAUCAUAGUUACCUCUAUAACUGAGACAACAAGUGAAUAUUAAAUAGAUAAACCUCAGUAACUGAGAUACUUCUUUUUGUUUACCGACUUACUUAUUCUUAUUUAAUUACAAUGUGCACAAAACACAUAGUCUUAUUUAAGAAUCACACCUCUUUAUCUAAAAUAACCUGUAUUUUCACCUCUAUUAAUGGAACCCUCUGUAAAUGAGACAAAUAUUUAUUUAUACCUAGUUAUCUGAGACACUGGGUUAGUGGAAUACCUCUAUAAGUGAUACGAAUUUAAAGACCCCUUGAUGUCUCACUUAACAAGGUUUCACUGUAUUACAAUAUUUAUAAAUAUCACAUAACUUUAUUAUAAAAUGUUUUAUAUUGAUAUUAAAUUUAAAUUAUUGCAUAUAAAAGAGUGAUGUUGCUCCUAUAUAUUUUGUAUUGGAAAUUUGUGAUGCAAUUCUUCCAUAGAACAUAUGACGUGCCGCAUAACUGUUAUUAGUUUUAAAAAUGAUAGUCAAAUAAUAUAACAAGUGUUUAAUAUACUUAAGCAAACGAUUUUAUCUAUUUUCGUCAUUGAAAACUAUAACAUUAUGCACUUAAAACCAUGUUAAAGACACCUCUAAGCAAUAUUGAGAAUUGAUUUUGACAUAAAUAUAUUCUUUGUCUUGUCAUAAGUAUCAAAUUCGCACAGUUCCUCAUAUUUUUAAAAAUAAGAUUAGAUAUGAAUGUAUAAUCUAUGAUGUUAAUUGGUCUAUGUAAGUGUAUUUCUAGUUAGUGUUUGUAGAACUUAAUCGUAUCAUCAAGAUGAACUAUGUCUAGAUGAGUAGGAAACAUAUCUAUGUGUCAAAUGUGUUAAUUAGAUUCAUUGUGCUAUCUUAUCAUCGUGGUAAUAUUAUAACCUGCACCACUAUCGUAUACUAAACAUAAAAAAUACUAUUAAAAAAAUAUAAAAAAAAAAGAUUCUGAAGCACCUUAAGUAUUCCAAAUUAAAAAAAAAUGUUAAUCUGCGUAGUGAAAUUAAUUUAAAUGUUAUGAUAACUUAAAUUCAUGUUACCUGUCUAUAUGUUGUUUUAUUGUCGCAUGAGAAUUAAGUGCUGAAUAAAACCUACAUUAGUUUAUGUAUUCUUCUCAUGAAAAGUAUCUCUUGCAAAGACGCCACAAAGAAAAUAUUAAGAAUAUAUUCAGUAAAGGGGAAAGACUAGCGCUAUUGUUUUGCUUUGGAACUGAUAUCUGUAGAAGCUUAUGUAUAGCAGCAACAUACAAACGUUCAAUAUCUAUUUCAUCCCCUAUUAAGCAAAAUUUCCAAAAUUCCUAAAACACGUAAUUAUUUGUUAAUAAGCACUAGCGUUUAACGUAAUUCAUAAAAAAAAGUUAAGAUAUAAUUAUAAUUUUACAGUUUCGGUUUUUCCCAUUCAAACCUUUAAACCCCUUCCAAAACCAAUGACUAAAUGAUACCACUGGUCAAGCUAGAGCUGAGAGGUAUUGUCAAAAAUUAUCAGACGAAUCAAAACAGAAUACUCGACGAGACACGAUAGACGCUACAAGAAAGCUUAAGCUUAAAUUUCAACAAGUUUCACUUACAAAUUAAUAUGAAUUCUUCUUGAAUACUACUGUGGUGGUCAUAGCCGUUGAUUUAGUAUUUCAGCACCUUAUUGCAGUUAUCAUAGUGCCAAUUAGUUUUAUCAUUGACUCAUUAAAAUUAAAAUCAUUUCAUUGUAUCUCUUAAGAAUGUAGUUUAUGCAAACAUUAUAACACUAUAUUACUUAAAUAAAUAUUGUGAAGUUA
This is a messenger RNA of Spodoptera frugiperda (fall armyworm), 7912 nucleotides long. RefSeq names its product glutamate receptor 1. Gene Ontology annotation, biological process: synaptic transmission, glutamatergic; modulation of chemical synaptic transmission. The transcript is spliced from 19 exons. Gene Ontology annotation, cellular component: postsynaptic membrane; plasma membrane. Bases 170 to 2857 code for a protein of 895 amino acids. NCBI's taxonomy places the organism in Eukaryota, Metazoa, Arthropoda, Insecta, Lepidoptera, Noctuidae. The record is from RefSeq and is a predicted model, not a curated record. Gene Ontology annotation, molecular function: transmitter-gated monoatomic ion channel activity involved in regulation of postsynaptic membrane potential; glutamate-gated receptor activity.